UGGCGUUAUCACGAGACCACGCCCGCACGACGGUUUGUUUACAGCAAGAUGUGCAUAGAGGCUUCUGAUCGGCGAUAAUGCAGUUUACACGUUUGCUUGCGUUUUUCUGAAAAUGAAUGUAAUGGCACGACGAGCUCACGAAGACACGGAACCUCUGCUUCAGUCCUCACAUGCGUACGAAGAUGAUGAUCAGGCAACCAACAAGAAGAAACUCUCCUAUGAGGAGGCUGUUGAAGCAACAGGGUUCGGGCUCUUCCACUGGCUGCUGUUGGUCAUCUGCGGGUGGGCGAACGCCAGUGAUGCUGUGGAGAUACUGUGCGUGUCUUUCUUGUUGCCCACCGCCCGCUGUGACCUGCACCUCAGCUCGGCUGAUAUGGGAAUUCUGACCGCCAGCAUUUUUCUGGGCAUGAUGGUGGGAGGUUACGUUUGGGGAUAUCUGGCCGAUCGCAGAGGCCGCCGAAGCGUCCUUGUCGUUUCUCUGGCUGUGAAUGGCGUCUUUGGGGCUGUGGCCAGUUUGGCACCGAGUUUCUGGCUCUUUCUGCUCCUGCGGUUCUUCAGUGGACUCGGGGUCGGCGGAUCCAUUCCUGUAAUCUUCUCCUAUUUUUCGGAAUUCCAGCCAUGUCUACGGAGAGGAGCGAUGAUCAGCGCCCUCGCCACCUUCUGGAUGGCUGGAAAUAUUUUAGUAGCAGGUGUGGCAUGGUUGGUCAUUCCCAGAACAUCUCUGAAUGUUCGUCUUAGCUGGAUGGACUUUCAAAGCUGGCGUCUAUUCGUGGUCCUCUGCUCGAUUCCAAGUUUGUCAUCGGCACUUAUAUUCAGACUCUUCAUGCCAGAAAGCCCAAAAUUCCUCAUGGAGGCUGGUCGUGAGACAGAGGCUUUAUCUGUGUUCCAGACGAUGUUUAGACUGAACAACAAUUUCACCAUCAAAACGUUUCCUGCAUCGGGGCUAGUGAUCAGACCUAAAGAAGAUGGAGAGAAAGAGAGACUCGGUCCAAGAUCUUUUACCGGCCGCCUCAAGCAGGCAUUUGACCCCAUUAAACAGCUGUUUGUCAGACCACUGGCUUCAAGAAGCGUCGCUCUGCUUAUAAUAUUUUACUGCAUAUCAUUUGGAUAUUAUGGCUUAUGGAUGUGGUUUCCGGAGCUUUUCAAGAGGAUGGAAGAUGGAGGGUCUGCAUGUGCCAACACAUCCCGAAUCCAAAGCUCAGCGAAUGAAAGCUGCUAUCCUGUCAAGACUGCUGUGUACAUGGAAGGUUUCAUAACUGCAGCUUCAAACCUUCCAGGAAACAUUUUAACUAUCCUGCUCAUGGACAGAUUGGGAGGAAAAAUCCUGCUCUCUGUCAGUUUGAUGGUGUCCAGCGUGAGCGUGUUUGUCAUCUACGUGGUGAAGACCAAAUCUCAGAGUCUGAUCGUGUCUUGCGUGUUCAGUGGUGUUUCUGUCAUCUCCUGGAACGCUCUGGACGUCCUCGGGACGGAACUUUACCCCACACAACUACGCUCCUCAGCUCUGGGGUUUUUCACCGGAGUGGGUCGUGUGGCAGCAAUCAUGGGAAAUGUGGUUUUCGGGCAGCUUGUGGACUCGAGCUGUGCUGUUCCUCUGCUGAUGGUCUCUGCGCUCCUGCUGGCAGGAGGAGUGGCUGCGUUACGCCUGCCGCAAACUAAACAGACUGAACUCACUUGAUACACCCGAUGAACAACAUUUGAAGCACGGGUGACCUCUAACGUGAUUCCGAACUACAGGACCAAAGAGCUUUACAUUUCCUUUUCAGUUUUGCCUUUAUGAUACACAAGUGCAAAUUAUAAAAAUAUUUAAGGGCAGUCAAAUGAUUAAUCACAUGCAGAAUAAAAGUUUGUGUUUAUAUAAUAAACUGUAUGUCUGUGUACUGUGCACUGUGCGUAGUAAUUUUGUUUUUAUAAUAGCAUACACAUAAAUGCAUAUAUUUAAGAAAAAUAUCAAAAUGUAUAUAUUAUUUUAAUUAUUUGGUUAAUGUAAGUAAUUACAUUUAAGUAUUUCCUAAAUACUGUAUAUAUACAUGUAUGAGUUUAUAAGUAUAAAAUGAAUAUGCACAGUCAUAUAGGAUAUAUAUUAUGUAAACACAAACAUUUAUUCUGGAUGCGAUUAGAUUGUUUUGCACAAUAGGACCAGCAUCAUUUUAAAAUGACUAUUUUUUAUGAUUUUCUAAUAGAUAAUAUAAUUGAACAACUUUA
Triplophysa dalaica is the source of this 2202-nucleotide messenger RNA. RefSeq names its product synaptic vesicle glycoprotein 2 (gene sv2). Gene Ontology annotation, biological process: transmembrane transport. The coding region runs from base 113 to 1675 and encodes 520 amino acids. Gene Ontology annotation, molecular function: transmembrane transporter activity. The record is from RefSeq and is a predicted model, not a curated record. Lineage: Eukaryota; Metazoa; Chordata; Actinopteri; Cypriniformes; Nemacheilidae. The transcript has 13 exons. Gene Ontology annotation, cellular component: membrane.